AUGUGGGGAUCAUGUUGUGCAGUUCCAAGCACCACCAACAAGGAUGUGGUGAUCCCUGAAAAUAUGGAGGACGAUACCGCCAAGGAGGUGCCCUACUCGCCACCCAUGUCCGGGCUCGACUCAGCGCUGACGACCGACAGAACUUCCGGAGGAGGAGGAGGAGCCUCUGGAGCCGCAGGAGAGACGACCGACUUCGACAAGAAGAAGAAGGCACGCUCCACCAUCGUGGAAGUCUUGGACGAUGCGGCGCCCAUCGUCCGCAACCGCAUCAACACCGUGAGGAGCACGCAUGGUGACAUCGAGACUCGCGUUUACACCGCCAAGCGGGGCUCAGCCAAGUCGCGGGGCUCGGCGCAGUCAGGCCGCGCCACCACGCAGUCAGGCCGCGCCACCACUCAGUCAGGCCGCGCCACCACGCAGUCCACCGCCACGGCCGGCACAGAUGGCACACCACCGGAACCACAACGAGGCAGUGCUCGCACCAGUGCCAUCACACAGGAAUCUGAAGGAGGGCGUGGAUCCACCCAGACGAAGCGCUCGUCCAUGCAAUCCCGCAAGUCGACUCAUUCCUCGGCCUCAGCGAUGAUUUUGCAAGGCAUGGGCUUGGAUUUGAGGCGGCGUGGCAGAGGUUCAGUCAUCUCUCAUCAUCAUGGACGCGUCCAUGAAGACUUUGACCUCUUAGAGUCCCUGGGCGUGGGCGGCUUCGGCGAGGUCUUCCGCGCCAAGCGCCGCAAGGACGGGAAGUUGUGUGCGAUCAAGUCGGUCGACAUAGAGAAGACCGACCCAGAGGUCUUUCAGCGUGAGCUGGAUCAGGCCCGGCAGCUGCGGCAUCCGAACAUCGUUCACCUGUUGACUGCGUACAAGGAUGAAGGCUCCUUUUGGCUGGUGAUGGAACUGUAUCCUGGUGGUGACCUGAUGGGAGAGGUCUUAGCGCACAACUUCAAGCGUGGGGAAAUGGGAGGCUAUCAAGUGGGCAUCCCGGACGACCGCCUGGCUCGCUAUGCCUGGCAAAUGUUUUCGGGCAUCGCCUAUUUGCACUACCACAAGAUCGUCCAUCGGGACAUCAAGGCUGAGAACUACAUGCGAACCUCGGCAGACGAAGACGAAGCGGCUUUGGUGCUGAUUGACCUCGGCGUCUCGGCGAACCUGAAGACGACACCGGUCCUCGAGGAGGCGGUGGGGACGUUGACCACCAUGGCACCCGAACUCUUCUUGGGAGAGUACGAUGAGAAGUGCGAUAUGUGGAGCAUUGGAAUCACGCUCUACAUGUGCGCAGUUUACCGGAUCUUGGGAGAUAUGGAGCCAUGGAACAAAGGCAAUCAGCACAUGUCAGAGGAUGAGAUGCAAGACUGUUUGGAGGAUCCGGAGUGGACUGUACCCUACGAUGAAAGGAGGUGGAAACUGAAGACUCCAGAAGUGUUGGAACUGGUGCAGCAGCUACUCCAGAGAGAGCCGGAGAAGAGACCUCGAGCACGGGAGGUGUUGGCCUCCAACGCCUGGGUCAAGUCUGGCAACGAUGAUGGUGCAAGCUGUUGCUUUGGCUGA
This is a messenger RNA of Durusdinium trenchii, 1545 nucleotides long. NCBI's taxonomy places the organism in Eukaryota, Dinophyceae, Suessiales, Symbiodiniaceae. The record is from the annotation of a GenBank genome assembly.